Cylindrotheca closterium is the source of this 555-nucleotide messenger RNA. Lineage: Eukaryota; Bacillariophyta; Bacillariophyceae; Bacillariales; Bacillariaceae. The record is from the annotation of a GenBank genome assembly.
AUGAAGGUCACAUCCGCCCUUGUAAUCGCCAGUUUGGCAUCCGCUUCUGCCUUUUUGCCAAGUCCUACUCAGCAACAGACAUCUGCUUCCACCAACACGGCUCUGGACGCCAGCAGUCGCCGAGAAUGGUUGUCUUCCGCCGCUUCGGUGGUUGCUCUGGUUGGUGUUCCCCAACUAGCUUCUGCUGGUUCCCGCCCAACUUAUCUGGUGGAACCUACUGAUGAAUUCAAGGCCAACGAAGCCAAGGCCAUGGAGUUCAAGCGUGCACAGUUGCUCGUCAAGAAGGAGUUUGCCACUGUAUUGGAUCGGCUGGCAACGGAACCUAAUAAUGAAGAAGCCUUGGUCAACGAUCUGCAAGAACUGAAACUACUUGUCGCCAAGACUGGAGGACUUCCAUUGGGAAUCAAGAAGGAAGAUGUCUUUAAGGUUAUUCGUAGCAAGAAGGCUAAGGGAUUCUGGCCAACAGCGGUGGAAUAUGCAUACCAAAAAUUGAUCAGUGAAAUUUCUUUUCAACAAAGUCCCAACCUUGAAAAGGAUAUGGGCAGUCCCUAUUAA